This is a messenger RNA of Trypanosoma grayi, 2007 nucleotides long. Its product is annotated as ATP-dependent DEAD/H RNA helicase. The coding region runs from base 1 to 2007 and encodes 668 amino acids. Gene Ontology annotation, biological process: maturation of SSU-rRNA. The transcript has a single exon. NCBI's taxonomy places the organism in Eukaryota, Euglenozoa, Kinetoplastea, Trypanosomatida, Trypanosomatidae. Gene Ontology annotation, cellular component: 90S preribosome. Gene Ontology annotation, molecular function: ATP binding; nucleic acid binding. The record is from RefSeq and is a predicted model, not a curated record.
AUGCAUCGCCUGGUGUGGCGGCGGCGGGUGUCGUUUGUGUUUUCAAGCAUACCUCGGCGCGUUCACCUGCAGUGCUGUCGCUGCACCACCAGCAGCUACACGGAUGCCUCGCGGCGCGAGCCAUUGGAACUGAUUGAUGUAAUGGGCAGUGCCGAGUGCACCUCUCACUCCCACGUGGAUGGUGUAAAGGGCUCCAAGGAGGUCUCUCGUGUGGAUUUACAGCAACUGCUGAGGGAUGCCACCGCUGGUGAGAGGAAGCAUGGGGUGGUUGAGGGCGACCACACCAGCAGUGAUACCAACAACGACGGGAACACCAGCAGCAGCGGGAAUUCGCCUUACACAGUGCAGAUUUCUGACCGAUACGGCAUGCCCGCUGAACUCCCGCCUGGCGCGCCGCAGUCCUUUGAAGAGUUGGGUGCAUUAUGCCCCAGUGACACACUGCGUGAGCAGCUGCAGAAUCUGUGUGCCUCACGACGCUGGAGCGAAAUGACAUCAGUGCAGCGCGUCGUCAUUCCCCUGGUGUUGGAGUCCCGUGAUGUCCUCUGCAUCGCACCGACUGCAACCGGCAAGACAUUCUGCUACGUGUUUCCCUCCAUGUUGAGCCUUCUUCAGACCGCAGCCGGUCGUGACGGUGCCAAUCCCAACGGCAGAAGCAGCGGUGAUGAUGAGUUGAGCCGGUCAAAUGUCGAGCUGCUGCUGCGAGAUAAGAUCACGAGGGGCGAGGUGUGCCGCUACUGUGAGCUCAGCGUUGCCGAGGUGAGAGUCUGCCCAAUGACGGGCACACCGCACCCGCCCAUUCCUGAGCCGACGGACGAGAAGCCGCUGCCGGCCACGCGACUCAGUGAACUGGCCUCUGUGGCGGAGCCGCUGCUUUUGAUCCUCGUGCCCACGUCCCAGCUGGUGGUGCAGGUGUAUCAGCUGUGUCACAAUCUGCAUGCUGACUUUCGUGUGCGCUACCUCGUGCGGGCCUCUAGUGCGGAGGAGCAGAAGCGCCACCUGAGAGCGCUGGAGGGUUGUGACGUGCUCAUCACAACGCCGGAGACGAUGUUACCGGCUCUCUACAAGCGUAAAUUGUCGCUGAAGCGUUUACGGACGCUCGUGUUGGAUGAGGUAGACGACCUGGUGUCUGUGAACCACUUCGAGAAGGUGAAGAUCAUCCUCGGGGCGCUUCCGAAGGGCCACCAACGGCCGCAGCGGCUGUUGUUCGGCGCCUCGUUGCCACCCGUGGCGUAUCAGAUGAUUAAGGAGCAGAUGCUGCUGCCGUCGCACCGCUUUGUGCUAGCGGAUGUCAAGACGGACCGGCUUGGGCACCCGCUUCUUGUUGGUCACACAACUGCUAGUGCAGGCAUCACACAUGUGGUGUUUAUGAUCUCGCAGGUGGAGAAGAUGAGCAAGCUGGCGUGGUUGUACAGCACUGGCAAGCUGAGCAUCGAGCAGCGCACGCUUAUAUUCUGCAACUCGCGCCAUAACGUGGCAUACGUCUGUGAACAGCUACAGCGCCUUGUGCCGGGGCUGCACGUGACGACGCUUACGGCGCGUGCCUCCGCAACGGCGAAAGCGGGCACGAUGAAACUCUUCCAGAGCGGCGCCUCUACAUGUCUGGUGUGCACAGACAUCCUCAGUCGUGGCAUCGACUUCCACAACGUCGUGUACGUUGUGCACUACGAUGUGCCGACAGACUUCGACGUGUGGAUGCACCGUAGCGGUCGCUGCGGUCGGCACGGGAUGCAUGGCUACUGCUACACCUUCUUCCAGCCGGAAAAUGUGCGGCUGGCGAAGCCGCUCGUGGCGCAUCUUCGGCAGACGCAGCAGCUAAUUCCGCCGAAGCUUAACGAAUACGCGAAGCAGUCACUUAUCGACACCUUCAAGAGUUCGCUCUUCUGUCAUCCCACACGGCCGUACCGUGCAAGUGAUCCGCAGCGGCAGCACCCGGUGUUGAGCCGCGGGACGCCGCGCUUUCCUGACUACAGGCAGGAUAGGCUGAACAAGAACUUCCGGCCCCUUUGA